Dicentrarchus labrax (European seabass) is the source of this 1742-nucleotide messenger RNA. RefSeq lists its product as uncharacterized. The transcript is spliced from 5 exons. Lineage: Eukaryota; Metazoa; Chordata; Actinopteri; Moronidae. The coding region runs from base 817 to 1140 and encodes 107 amino acids. The record is from RefSeq and is a predicted model, not a curated record.
UAAGACAAGCAACAACAAAACAUUCACAACACAAAGGAGAUCCUGAUUAUUUACUGUUAAUGGAUAGCACCAAAACUCGGGUUUUUUGCCUUUCUUUGACCCAAUUAAUCCGCAAAAUGUGGCUUUUUGACCUUUACAUACACCCGACAAAGAAGUCAUUGACUGUCAUUGACACUGCUCACAUUGUAAUGCAAUACAAUAUUGCAUUUGAGACAGUAUAUUAUGUUAUAAUAAACAGUGAGUUGUGAAUUAUAGUAUCUAGUAUCUGAAGUACACCUAAAAUAAAUCAUUUGAUGGUCAGGCUUCAUCUGUCUAUUAUAGUUACAUUUCGAGUGAAGUAGAUUGUAAUUGAAAUAAUUGUAAUUGAAGCCAGAAAACAAUCACAGUGAUCUUGAUUUUGGAUAUCGACGUUUAUUUAGUUCGACAAAUUCCAUACCAGACUUGAAUUACAGCGUGUUAUAUGUCAAAUCACAUGAGGAAAGUAUUGCCUUGGUUUUUCCGUUCAGUACGUAGUACGACGUUACGACGUACAACAACAGAACAUUGAAUUAAACAAUGCAAUUGUUGUAAGUUUUAAUUUACUUGGGUGAAAGCCAGCGCACCACUAUUUCUCCGCCUUCGCUGAAUGAAUGCGCGCUCCCGCGGCCAGGGGAAGCACUUUCUGUCGGGGAUACCUACAUUGGCACGACAACUGUCCAGAGGUUUUUUGUCUGUUAUAAGAGAAAAAUACGAGUUUAAAAGAGACCCUUGAAUGCAGCAGGAGAGGCGCGUCUCAGAGAACAGCAUAAACUGAAGUCUGAGCGCACGGUCUCACCGAUGUGGAUGGAGGGGAAAAACAAGAGCAGGACUGUCAUCAGCUACGGGACCAGCUCUAAGAUGGUUGACCCAGAUGUUCCUACAUGGCAGCUUUUACACACAGUUCAACAGAGAAAUGUUACAACUGCAGCUGCCACUCGUCCGUCUCAAACAGAUGACUCUUUGACCAAGAGCAGUGGAAUCAUCCCUGGUGCAAUAGCGGCCACAGUGUUCAUUGCCUUUUUACUUGCUCUCUACGCUGUCCUCUGGAAGUGCAUGGUGUCACCACCACAACGAAAGCACAGCAAGGUGAGGGUAAGAGUACAUCAGAGGACUUCUGUAUGAGGACAGGCAUCUGUUCAGUGGGCCAUUUUGGAUCUUAAAGGCGCGGCCUAAAAUCUGAGAGCAGACUUUGCUCCCAUGCAGGCAGCUGAAGAUCCUCCUAAUAGAUCCAAAGAUCAAACCACAAAAAAACAAAAACUGACUCAACUGAGUGGAUGUGUCACCUCUUUCCGUCUGUUUGCUGCUUGACCCAAAGCUCCAUGUUGAUUUAAAACACUUUUUUGGCAGGUCAGAGUGUGCUGCUUUUUUCAGUUUUUUCCUGUGAUCUCUGCACUACUGAGGGAUGAGGCGGCUCAGGUCACAGCUCAGUCCAGUGACCAAAGAGCUGUGCGUGCGUGAGAGAGAUCCAUUUUUCUUAAAGAGUUGUGGGGAAAAUCCCUAAAGCUGCCAGGAGUUUCAGGACAAUCAACCAAUCACCUCUGUACUUCAGUCUCUAAAUAGCAUUACUGUGGAAAUCUAGAAUGAAAUCCACACAUUCUAUUUACUUUGCUCAGGAUGUUGUUACUACUGUAUGACCUUAUACUCUAUUAUAAACUGUGACUUGUAUUUUUUUACAUUCACAUUUAGUGGACUGUGAAUAUAAAUAAAUGGUAUAGAACUUUAAA